Molecule: messenger RNA, 1787 nt
Organism: Lycium barbarum (goji berry)
Lineage: Eukaryota; Viridiplantae; Streptophyta; Magnoliopsida; Solanales; Solanaceae
Product: agmatine deiminase-like
Exons: 11
Coding region: 659-1585 (308 amino acids)
Biological process (GO): putrescine biosynthetic process
Molecular function (GO): agmatine deiminase activity; protein-arginine deiminase activity
Source: RefSeq, a predicted model, not a curated record
GAAAAAGAAAGAAUUACACAGCACACAUUAUUUGAAGAAUCUUCAUUGGAAUUACAAAAAAAAAAAAAGAUUCUUUUUACAGUUUCACAAGCACUUUUGCUAUCUUUUUGCACUGAUGGUUUCAUAUAAAACACAAUAUCAACAUAUGUAAGCUUGUGUUGGGGCUGAAGAAGAAGAGGUUAGUGAUGGAUUUGAAAGGAACACCGGUUGAAAAUGGAUAUCGUAUGCCUGCAGAAUGGGAACCUCACUCUCAUUGUUGGAUGGGUUGGCCUGUCACAUGCCAGUUAUGGACAAUGCCAAGCAAUAUUGUUGAGACUCUUUUUAGCUGGGAGGAGGCUGGGAUUGGGGCAAAGAGCAGAAGAAACUGGAGGAUCAUCCCAGCAUGUAUAUGGUGGACAAUCUGGAAAGAAAGGAAUGCCAGAUAUUUUGAGAAUAGAAGUAGUACAAUGCAGAUGAUCAAGCUCAACUCUGUUAUGCUACUUUGUUUUUGAUGUAGGAGCGUCCAGAUAACUGGCGAAAUAAUGCAGUGCAUGGUCAGCGUGUAUUUGCAACUGUAGCAUCUGCUAUUUCAAGAUUUGAACCAGUAACAGUCUGUGCUAGUGCUGCUCAGUGGGAAAAUGCACGCAGCUUGUUGCCUAAACAUGUCAGGGUUGUGGAGAUGAACAUGAAUGAUUCUUGGUUUCGUGAUACUGGUCCAACUUUUGUCAUCAGAAAUACUGCAGCAAAUGCAGAACAUGUAAUGUCAAGUGUUGCAGGGAUUGAUUGGACCUUCAAUAGCUGGGGUGGUGUUGAUGAUGGCUGUUACGAAGACUGGAGUCAUGACCUUCUUGUUGCAAGAAAGAUUUUGGCAAUUGAAAAGGUCCCAAGGUUUCAGCACUCUAUGAUUCUUGAAGGUGGAAGCAUUCACGUUGAUGGAGAAGGGACUUGUCUCACAACAGAAGAGUGCCUCCUGAACAAAAACAGGAAUCCCCAUUUGUCUAAAGAACAGAUUGAGAAUGAACUAAAAGCAUAUCUUGGGGUCAGGAAGGUUAUUUGGCUGCCUCGAGGGUUGUUUGGUGAUGAUGAUACAAAUGGUCAUAUUGACAACAUGUGCUGUUUUGGGAAGCCUGGUGUUGUUUUGCUGUCUUGGACUGUUGAUCAGUCUGAUCCUCAGUAUGAAAUAUCCAUUGAAGCCCUCUCUAUUCUUGAAAAUACUUCUGAUGCCAAUGGUAGAAAAAUACAAGUAAUCAAACUCCAUGUACCUGGGCCACUCUAUAUGACGGACGAGGAGGAAGAUGGAUUAUUUCAGGAUGGGGAUGCUAAAACUAGGAAUUCAGGUACAAGGCUUGCUGCUUCAUAUGUAAACUUCUACAUUGCUAACGGUGCAAUUAUUACUCCCCAAUUUGGGGAUAAAAAAUGGGAUGAAGAAGCUAUUAGAGUCCUCUCCCUGGCAUUUCCAGGUUAUGAGGUUGUAGGAAUUGAAGGUGCAAGGGAAAUUGUAUUGGGAGGUGGAAAUAUACAUUGUAUCACGCAGCAGCAGCCAACCGGCCCAGAAUAUUCGCCCAAGGUUAUAACUGGUUCCAUAUCUGAGCAGAGGGAUAACUAAUAUUGUUUGUAAUCUCUUGUGGACCAUGAACUUUGUCAUGUUUGCUUUUUCUUUCUACAUUCUGGAGUGCAAAAAUAAUGUCUCGGAUAUAGACUUUAUCCAAAGAAAGCUCUGUACCAGGUCAAAGGUCAAAUUGCUUUUUGAUUAUGGAUUUUGUUUUUGUAAGCUUCAGACUUCAAUAGCAACUGCUUUUCACUUACAA